GUAAGUUUACAAUAUUAAGAACAUAACGAGACGAACCGUAAUACACAUCUCUUGAUAGCAGCUACAGUGAGUGUUGGUAGGAACCAUGGCGAAAAAACAUGGCAAGAAGGUAUCCGUUUUAGCCCGCAGUCAAAUUGGUUCGAGCAGGAAGAAUGUUAGCAUAAAGCCAUCACUGCAAGAUGUGAAGUCUGCAAAAGUCUUCACUAAGACCGGUAUACAGGCACAAACGCCAGGCAAGCACGGUUCUGAUAAGCUUACGAGUGGGGCGCACAAGUCAAAUAAUAGCAUAAAUACAUCUUCACAUCUUAAAAAAAGCGAGAUCCUCGCUUCAACCUCGCACGCCGCAGAUACCAAUUCGGAAGACUACUUUCAGUGGAUGAUCGGAAGUGAUGUAAGCGCUAUCGAAUUCUUUGAAGACUACUGGGAACAGAAACCUUUGCAUGUGAAACGAUCCUCAAAUGGUACUGGUAAUGAUUUCGCUGAAUACUUCAGUAAAGGAGACUUGGACAAAAUCCUGCGCCAGGAUGUGGUGCGAUUUGGCAUAAAUUUAGAUGUUACCAGCUGUGUUGAUGGAGUGAGAUCAACACUCACGCCUCAGGGUAGAGCUUACCCUGGAUGUGUGUGGGAUUUUUAUGAGAGUGGCUGUUCGAUCCGAAUGCUGAAUCCUCAAUCUUUCCAUGAGCCUGUAUGGCGCAUGCUAUCGAUUCUACAGAAUUUCUUCCUCUGCGGCAUGGGAGCAAAUGUGUACUUCACGCCCAAGAAUACUCAGGGAUUCGCACCACACUUCGACGACAUUGAAGCUUUUGUAUUGCAAACGGAGGGUAGCAAGCGUUGGCGAGUAUACGCUCCCGAGAGCGAGGAAGAAUUCUUGCCGCGCCAUUCUUCUUCUAAUUACACAGCCGCUAGUAUGGAGGGACGUGUACCUGUGAUCGAUACUGUCCUUCAUGCGGGGGACAUGAUCUAUUUCCCCCGGGGUUGGGUACACCAAGCAAAUGCUACAGAUGAGGAUUCCACGCAUGUGACCGUGUCAACAUACCAGAAUCAUAGCUGGGCUACCUUCAUGGAAAAAGCAGUACCCCACGUGCUGUCGAACGCAUUGGCUAUGGACCCAAGCUUCAGAACAGGCCUGCCUCUGGGAUUUUUAAAAUAUAUGGGUGUGGCGAUGAGUGAAAGUGAAAACCCCAGUAAGGUGGCGGGUAGAGCUGAAUUUGUGCAGAAAUUUCGAUCCCUUUGGGCGAAUCUGGGUGUGGCAAUGGUGGAAGAACUGGAUCAGGCUGCGGAUGAGUUGGCUGUGCAUGUGAUGACCGAAUCUGUACCUCCUUUGCUCACCAGGCAACAAGUACAACACACAUCAGCCGCGGGUGUGCACACAGGUGUACAUGCUGGAUGCGAUGUGAAAUCCUUGCCGGAGCCGGAGAAUCAUGAUAUAACUGAGGAAACUUGUGUGUGUGUGGUGAGAGAGCAUGUUUCACGCAUCGUACAAGAGGGCAAGUUUGCUACCGUUUACCAUAUUUUGGAGAAUGGGAAGUGCCGUGAGUACCCACCGCAGACACUGAAUUUUCAUUCUGCGUACGGACCCAUUGUUGAAUUUUUCUUACAGAGCGAAUCGGAUGGAUACGUUCGUGUUGGUGAUGCUUUUGGUCUACAGAUUGACAUGUCCAAAGAGGACGAUGAGAUGGACAAUGGAGACGGCAAUGAGUUAAUGCAAGCGGGCACAAGACCUGCGUCAGCAGAUGAUGUGUUUGAGGUGGUCACUUGCCUGUACGAUGCCGGACUUUUAAUGCGGAAGAAAAUAUGAGAUGCAGUCUGUCUGUCAGGCGUACUAUGAUACCUACCGUUAUGUCAUCGUGUAUCAUUUGUGGAAAUCCAUAAGUGCGUGCUCGCUUUCAAUUUAACUUGAAAAAGAGGCCCUCAUUUUCAAUGUUAUGAUGAUAAUAUAUAUAUAUAUAUAUACUUGCGAUCUCGUCGGAGAGAUUAUCUAUUGUGCCUCGAGAUAAUCUUGUCGCCAAGGAUCUGGCAAGGGCGCCAGAACGGUUGUCUAAUUCGAAGUAUACUGUAUAUGUCGGUGAGAUCGACCUGUCUGACUGUCGAUUGUCAAUACCCGGGAAGUUAGUUACUUCUAACAUAGGUGACUGAUAAAAGCAAUGCAUACACCAAAUGCCGAUAGAAAUUUUCGACAACGUGAGAAUAAACAUAGACUACAAGGUAGGAAUAUUAAAUUAUAUUGAGCUUAGUACCUGUAUGAGGUACAUCACGGUGGGCAGAUGAGGUAUUUAUCAAUAAAUCGUAUAUAUGAUGAC
Messenger RNA from Sphaeroforma arctica JP610, 2300 nucleotides. RefSeq lists its product as hypothetical. Bases 86 to 1798 code for a protein of 570 amino acids. Gene Ontology annotation, cellular component: nucleolus. Lineage: Eukaryota; Ichthyosporea; Ichthyophonida. The record is from RefSeq and is a predicted model, not a curated record. Gene Ontology annotation, molecular function: histone H3K4 demethylase activity; histone H3K36 demethylase activity. The transcript is spliced from 3 exons.